Molecule: messenger RNA, 2560 nt
Organism: Hyposmocoma kahamanoa
Lineage: Eukaryota; Metazoa; Arthropoda; Insecta; Lepidoptera; Cosmopterigidae
Exons: 15
Coding region: 308-2074 (588 amino acids)
Source: RefSeq, a predicted model, not a curated record
GUUUCUUAUACUCGCCAUUGUUAUUUUAGUGACGUAUUAUUGCACGGUAUAUGGAUCUCUCAAUCAAGAACUAGAUCUGGACAUCACCAGAAGUGCACUAAAAAGAAAGCUGAGUAACUUGACAACAACGACAACUACAAAUUAUUUAAUAUCUCCGACAAACUUUCCUGUCAUUGGCGAUAAUGAUAUUAUUAAUAAGAGAGAAUCUAUAAUACAGUACAUAGAACAUGGUUUAGAAGAAGCACUGAAGGAAGAUAAGGGCACAGGAUGUGAAAUCCCGGAGCUGGAUCCUUUUGCGCCUGAGAUCAUGAAGUUUGAUAAGAAACUGCCACAAAUCGUGUGCGACGGCCAUGAUUGGGUCAGGUGUUACCAAGACGAAUGCACAGUGACACCACAAGCCUUAAUGUCGAUUAUGAGCAUAAAGUGCUUGUACUACGACAUCAUAUAUGAGUCCGAUCGACAUUACUCCGUGUCAUCUAAGGCCACGAAGGUUACUGGCAACGGCAUUUACUGGCUCAAAGCUUCGGACCAUGUUAAAGUGAAGUGUACUGGAACUCAUCUUAGGAAUUCGUCUGUUAGUACCACGCAGAGGCGUAUACUCCCAUCGAAAUGGACGGGUAUACUUACCGGAUUUCGGUCAACGGUGAUUCCCCCGCCACCCCCACCUGGCAGAGAAGACACCCUCAAUGUGCUAAUAUUCGGUUUCGACUCCACAGCCAGAAAUGGUUUUAUCAGGAAGAUGCCCGAGAGCUAUAAAUAUCUGAAAGAUGUUUUAAAAGCCACUUUCUUGACUAGGUAUAACAUAGUCGGAGAUGGGACCCCGGCAUCACUGUUCCCCAUCCUCACCGGCAAGACUGAACUAGAGUGGCCCGAAGCCAGGAAGUCUAUGGGCAAAAACUUCAUGGAUCACACCAACUUCAUUUUCCAUAGAGUCAAGCAAGAUGGCUACCGCACCGCGUAUUUCGAAGACCAGCCUUCCAUAGGCACGUUCCAGUACCGCUUCAACGGUUUUGCUAAACAGCCCGCGGAUCACUACCUGCGCGACUUCUAUCUCGAGGUGGACAAAAUGAGAAAACACUCCAACAAAUACUGUGUUGGUGAUACCCCACAAUAUAAGCUCAUGAUGAAUAUCACUGAACAGUUCUUCAAAAUGGACGCCAAGAAGUUUUGCUUCACUUUCAUAGCGGACAUAACUCACGACGACUUCAACCAGAUCACCUCUGCCGACAAAGAGUUCGUCAGUUUUCUGCGCCAGUUCAAAGAAGAUGGACGGCUACAGAACACGUUGCUGUUUGUUUUUGGCGAUCACGGACCUAGGUAUCUGAACGUCCGAGCCACCUACCAAGGUAAACUGGAAGAGCGUCUACCGCUGAUGGGAAUAGUUUUACCAGAAAAACUACUAGCAGAGCGACCAGAAGUAAAGGCGGCUUUACAAUCAAACAUCGAUGUUCUGACAACGCCUCACGACGUUUAUGCAACGGUAUUGGACGCGAUUGGGAUGACGGAGCAUUGGAACCCCUUUAAGGUUAAAGGCGCCGAUUUACCUAGAGGAAUGACGUUGUUCGAGCCGAUACCUCGCAACAGAUCAUGCAGUGAAGCCGCAAUAGAGGCCCACUGGUGUGCGUGCCACCGCUGGAUCACAGUCCCGCCGUCCGAUCCCAUGCACCGCCGUGCUGCUGACGCUUUAGUUAACCACAUUAACUCGCUAACGGAGUCCGCCAGAUCGCAGUGCGCCCCGCGUGCCGUCAUUUCGGUGGCCUACGUGGCGCAGCGCGCGCCCAACACGCGGAUGUUAGCGUUCGCGGGCGCGCGCGACGCCGACGGGUACGUGGGCAAGUUCGGCGCCGCCGACGCGGACAAGAAGACCACCACCUACCAGCUGCAGUUGGACGUAUCACCGGGCAAGGGAACGUACGAAGCUUCAAUGACGUACGUAAAGGCUGAAGACAAAUUUGUCGUCAACACGCGAGACAUAUCUCGUAUCAACGCGUACGGAAACCAGCCUAGCUGCAUCAGCGAUCGCUUCCCCCAUCUCAAUAAAUAUUGCUAUUGCAAUAACUACUCUGGAGACUGAAGACUUUUAGGAAUCUCAAAAUUAAGUAUAAGCAGGGAACAUUGUUGUGCAACACAUUGCUGAAUGUUACUUAAUUUCAGUUUUGCGACAUUACACAACGUUACCCAACAUGUUGUACUGCAAAUAUAGCCUGAUGAAUAUAGCGCUAAAAGCUGGCAAAUUACAAUUGAGCCUCGUUACAUUGCAGUGUUUUUCAGAGCUAAUUAUUUCACUAUGAAUGACGUCACAAGUUUAGGGUUCAAUAGUAACUUGUCGGCUUUCAAAUCUGUAGAUAGAUUUUGUGAUUUAAGAAGUCGUGCAUCUCUUUACGAGUCUCGACAUGUGAUCUGUCAGCCCCAAAUCUAUUAAUUUUCUUAAAACCGCUGGUUAUUGUAAUUCCACCGAGAUUUUGCAAUUAUGAUAACAGUCGUUAUUCUAUUCUACUAAUAUCUAAUUGCAAUGGCAGUUGAGUCAUAAUAGAGUUUUUUUUAAUUUUUAAAGGUUAUU